Penicillium soppii is the source of this 1503-nucleotide messenger RNA. RefSeq names its product putative sugar transporter. Gene Ontology annotation, molecular function: transmembrane transporter activity. The coding region runs from base 1 to 1503 and encodes 500 amino acids. Gene Ontology annotation, biological process: transmembrane transport. Lineage: Eukaryota; Fungi; Ascomycota; Eurotiomycetes; Eurotiales; Aspergillaceae. The record is from RefSeq and is a predicted model, not a curated record. The transcript has a single exon. Gene Ontology annotation, cellular component: membrane.
AUGGCAAAGACAUCCCCUGAACCGACGGCAGAAGCCGAUUUAAUUGAACAAGAUGGCGACGCAAUUUACAAAGCCAAGGCUGAGGUGCUCAACCGCGCUAUUCAGGAUAUCGGCAUGGGCCGGUACCAAUGGCAGCUCUUUGUUGUGAUCGGGUUUGGUUGGGCGAGCGAUAAUCUCUGGCCUAUCAUUACAUCGUUGAUUCUCCCAGCCAUUACAUCUGAGUUUCAUCCUUCAAAAGCUCCUGUCUUGACCCUGGCGCAAAAUAUCGGGUUGUUGAUCGGUGCGGUGUUCUGGGGUUUCGGAUGCGAUAUCUUCGGUCGGCGAUGGGCAUUCAAUUUGACCAUUGGCAUCACGGCAGUGUUUGGCCUUAUCGCUGCAGGAUCUCCCAAUUUCGGCGCUAUCUGCGCGUUCGCCGGAUUGUGGUCUGUCGGCGUGGGCGGGAAUCUGCCCGUUGACUCGGCCAUUUUCUUGGAAUUCCUGCCUGGGUCGCACCAGUACCUUUUGACAAUUUUGUCCAUCGAUUGGGCUUUUGCGCAAGUUCUUGCCAACUUGAUUGGAUGGCCACUACUCGGGUAUCGGACUUGUGCUUCUAAAGAUGGGUGCACGAGAGCCGAAAACAUGGGAUGGCGAUACUUCAUGAUCGCGAUGGGCGGACUCGCCAUGCUAAUGUUUGUCGGCCGAUUUGUUUUUUUCACGAUUUACGAAUCGCCCAAGUAUUUGAUGGGGAAAGGUCGGAACGAGGAGGCUGUGAAAGUUGUCCACGAGGUUGCGCGCAGAAAUGGGAAAACCUCAGAUCUGACACAGGCCGAGCUGGACGAGCUGGAUCAGGGGUCAACGCAACACUUCAGCACAUCCAACAUCGUCCGCCAGAGACUUGAGAAAAUUCGGCUGGAUCACAUCCGCGCACUAUUCGAUACUCCCAAGCGGGCGUGGUCGACAACCCUAAUCAUCCUCAUAUGGGCCUUCAUCGGACUUGGCUUCCCGCUCUACAACGCCUUCCUCCCAUUCAUCCAGCAAUCGCGUGGUGCGGAGUUCGGCGAUGGCUCAACAUACAUCACUUAUCGCAACUCCCUGAUUAUCGCCGUGAUGGGAAUCCCAGGUUGCCUCCUGGGUGGAGUACUAGUCGAGCUUCCGCGUUUCGGUCGUAAAGGAGCGUUGUCCACGUCAACAGUUAUAACCGGUGCCUUCCUUCUUGCUUCGACGACAGCGACGAGCUCUAACGCUUUGCUUGGUUGGAACUGCGCCUUCAACUUCAUGAGCAGUCUCAUGUAUGCCGUGCUCUACGCGUACACACCUGAGAUCUUCCUGACAAAAGAUCGUGGCACAGGAAAUGCACUGACCGCGUCUGCGAAUCGAGUAUUUGGUAUCAUGGCGCCUAUUAUUGCCAUGUUUGCCGAUCUUAAUACCGCCGCGCCAGUCUAUGUGAGCGGUGCAUUGUUCGUCGCGGCCGGACUUCUUGUGCUCCUCAUGCCGUUUGAAUCUCGAGGCAAAGCGAGUCUUUAA